AAACCUUUCUUUUUUUUUUUUUUUUUUUGGUAAUAACUCAAACCUUUCUUUAAUGGCAAAUUCUGAGCUAAGCUUCUCUGUUCUCUGCAUUGUCUGCAUUAUAUUCGCAUCACUGUCCUAUCUCAUCCCAGGGAUAAAGGCACAACAAGGCCACGAAGAGCCAUAUGUCGGAGUGAACCUAGGCACAGAUGUGUCGAAUCUACUUUCGCCAGCAGACUUGGUUGCUUUUUUGCAGUUGCAAAAGAUUACUCACUUGAGGCUUUAUGAUGCAGAUGCUGAUAUUCUCAAAGCACUGGCUAAAACCAAGAUUAGAGUCAUCAUCAGUGUGCCCAAUAAUCAGCUUCUUGCAAUUGGAUCGUCUAAUACCACUGCAGCCGCUUGGGUUGGUAGAAAUGUGGCAGCAUAUUAUCCACAAACUUUAAUCACUGCCAUUGCAGUUGGUGAUGAAGUGUUAACAACAACUCCCAGUUCAGCCCCUUUGCUUGUGCCUGCAAUUGAGUCACUUUACAGUGCUUUAGUGGCUGCAAAUUUGCAUACUGAAAUUAAGGUUUCCACUCCUUGUGCUGCCUCUAUUGUUUUGGACCCUUUUCCACCUUCUCAGGCAUUUUUCAACCAAUCCUUGAGCUCGGUUAUUUCUCAGCUGCUGCAGUUUUUGUCGAGAACCAAAUCACCUAUGAUGAUGAAUUUGUAUCCUUACUAUGUCUUUAUGCAGAACAAAGGGGUUGUUCCCUUAGAUAAUUCACUUUUUAAGCCCUUGACACCAUCCAAAGAAAUGGUUGACCCCAAUACUUUGCUCCAUUACACCAAUGUUCUUGAUGCUAUGAUUGAUUCUGUGUAUUUUUCAAUGAAGAAUCUUAAUGUUACUGAUGUUGUGAUUCUGGUUACUGAGACUGGUUGGCCUUCAAAGGGGGAUUCGAAAGAGCCUUAUGCUACAAUUGACAAUGCUGAUACUUAUAAUUCCAAUUUGAUUAAGCAUGUUUUUGAUCGUAGCGGGACACCAUUGCAUCCAGAAAUCACCUCUAGUGCUUAUUUGUAUGAGUUGUUCAAUGAGGAUUUGAGGGCACCGCCGGUUUCUGAGGCUAAUUGGGGGCUGUUUUAUGGGAAUUCGACACCGGUUUACUUGCUUCAUGUCUCUGGAAGUGGUACAUUUUUAGCUAAUGACACUACUAAUCAAACUUAUUGUAUAGCCGCGGAUGGAGUUGAUACAAAGACUAUGCAAACUGCUUUGGACUGGGCUUGUGGACCUGGAAGGGCGAAUUGUUCAGAGAUUCAGCCAGGAGAGAGUUGUUAUCAGCCUAAUAAUGUGAAAGACCAUGCUUCUUAUGCAUUUGAUAGCUAUUACCAAAAGGAAGGGAAGGCUGGUAGUUCUUGUGAUUUCAAGGGUGUGGCCAUGAUAACAACCAGUGAUCCAAGUCACGGGAGUUGUAUAUUUCCUGGAAGCAAGAAGUUAAGCAAUAAAACAAGCCAGCAGGUAGUGAACUCAACACAAGCUAGUGGUGCAGUUACAAUAAGAUUCAGCAGUCUUCAUGGUACCAGAUUAAGUGCCUCCAUGGGCUUUGACAUCAUCUUGGGGGUCACUUUUUGUUUAUUUUAUUCAUUGCUCCUUCCAUAGAACAAAGUUGAAGAGCUACUUCUCAUUCUUUAGAUGCUUAUUCUUUUGGGGGUGCACCACAUGAGCUAUAUUUGAUGGGCCCUCUGUGAAAUGUUGUAUUUCAUGUGAUUCUUGAAAAGGCUGAUGCAAUAACAGUCCAGACCAGAGGCAGAGGUAUCAAAAAGAAGUGGGGUUCUCGAGCCUUAAUUAUGUGAAACUUGAAAGUGGUUGCAACUUCAGGAAUCUUUUGCUUGCACCCUUGUUCUUUCUUCUUAAUCAGACAUUGCUUGAGAAAUGGAGAAAGAAUAACUGUACCUAGCUGUGGAUUAGUUUUCUUGAAUGGAAGGAAGUGAUCAAAUAAAGAAGGAUACCAGAGCUUGGCCUUGGCACUUGGCACUUAUUGUUUUGCUUCUACUACUUUAUUUUGUGAAUGUAUAACAAGUAGUGCCAGCAAUUAUUGUACUUGGGAAAGGGCAGGAAUGAUCUAAAAGUUCAAUCAUAAAGAUAAGUGGAGGAUCCAUGUUUUGGUGUGUGUUUAUUUGUGUCAGUUAGUAGGGGAAGCUUUUCUUAAAUUCUUGCACUGAAGAUAGACUACUGUUACUUGUCUGGUUCUGGUGUGUUGAGCUAGUGAAAUGCUCCUUUAGUUUGGUGCAGUACAACUUAGGCAUCAUUUUUUUAGCAAAAUUUCAACAACCUUUCGGCAAGGUUUUUAGUA
Coffea eugenioides is the source of this 2306-nucleotide messenger RNA. Its product is annotated as glucan endo-1,3-beta-glucosidase 1. Gene Ontology annotation, cellular component: plasma membrane. NCBI's taxonomy places the organism in Eukaryota, Viridiplantae, Streptophyta, Magnoliopsida, Gentianales, Rubiaceae. The record is from RefSeq and is a predicted model, not a curated record. Gene Ontology annotation, biological process: carbohydrate metabolic process. The transcript is spliced from 5 exons. Bases 53 to 1612 code for a protein of 519 amino acids. Gene Ontology annotation, molecular function: hydrolase activity, hydrolyzing O-glycosyl compounds.